This is a messenger RNA of Hemibagrus wyckioides, 2368 nucleotides long. RefSeq names its product major facilitator superfamily domain containing 8 (gene mfsd8). The transcript is spliced from 12 exons. Gene Ontology annotation, biological process: transmembrane transport. Gene Ontology annotation, cellular component: lysosomal membrane. Bases 264 to 1772 code for a protein of 502 amino acids. NCBI's taxonomy places the organism in Eukaryota, Metazoa, Chordata, Actinopteri, Siluriformes, Bagridae. Gene Ontology annotation, molecular function: transmembrane transporter activity. The record is from RefSeq and is a predicted model, not a curated record.
CAAACAUUGCCGUGUUUUCACAUGAGGAAGUUGUUUGAAAUCAAUAACAUUGUUGGACUUCAGACUGUCCGGCGUUAAUUUAUAACGCAAACACAACCAAAAAAAACCAAAAACACAGUGCACAACAGCUGAAAUGGCGAUGUUGUGUCACGGCUUGACGAUGUUUAUUGGAUCAAAUACCAACUCGGAAGCUAAUUUGAUUAUCUAGCUAGCUAAAUAGUAAGUGGUCAGCACAGGACAGAGCUUUGCUGUUAAUUAUAAAAAUGUCUCUCCUUGAAUCAGAAGAAAGUGCUCCACUGCUCAAAGGAGAUGCUGACAGCAUACAGGAUACAGAGAGGAGCCGAUGGAGGUCGAUCAGGGUCAUGUACUUCACCAUGUUCCUCAGCAGCGUGGGUUUCACGAUCGUCAUCACGUCCAUAUGGCCUUAUCUACAGAAGAUUGACAACAGCGCAGACGCUAGUUUUCUGGGUUGGGUUGUGGCAGCAUACAGCCUCGGACAGAUGAUAGCCUCGCCCCUGUUUGGACUUUGGUCCAAUCACAGGCCUGGAAAGGAGCCGCUGGUUUGUUCCAUAGUCAUCAACGUUGCAGCUAACAUGUACUACGCCUACGUGUACCUGCCUCCAUCUCACAACAAAUACCACAUGCUCCUGGCUCGGGCGUUCGUCGGAUUUGGUGCAGGUAACGUAGCCGUCGUGAGGUCUUACGUAGCAGGAGCUACCUCACUGAAGGAGAGAACCAGCGCUAUGGCUAACAUGAGCGCCUGCCAGGCUCUGGGCUUCAUCCUCGGCCCAGCUCUUCAGGCAGGUCUGUCAUUUAUCGGUGAGAAAGGCUUCAGCUUGGACGUCAUUUACCUGAAGUUCAACAUGUACACGGCUCCGGCGCUACUCGCCGCCUGCUUUGGCGUCAUCAAUAUCCUGCUGGUUCUCAUCGUCCUCAGGGAGCAUCGUGUCGAUGACCACGGCGAGCAGAUCAGAGCGAUUAAUUACGUCUCGGAAGAGCAGCUUGUCGUGCCUCCUGAGACAGAAGGAAAUAUCGACGUGGUCGCAGUGCUUACAUCCAACAUCCUUUUCUUCAUCAUCCUCUUCAUUUUCGCCGUGUUUGAAACUAUAACCACUCCUUUAUCGAUGGACAUGUUCGCGUGGACGAGGAAAGACGCCGUCCUGUACAACGGGAUCAUUUUGGCGGCCAUUGGCUUCGAGUCCAUUAUAGUGUUCCUUGUGGUGAAGAUCAUCUCAGUGAGGUUUGGUGAUCGUCCGGUGCUCUUGGGUGGCCUGGCCAUCAUAUUUAUCGGCUUCUUUAUCCUGCUACCCUGGGGAAACCAGUAUCCAAAAAUUCAGUGGGCAGACAUUCAGAACAACUCCAUGCCAGCUUUGAGUCAUUCUCCGGUCUCUAACAGUAGUGUGGAACCGACUGGAUGCCCUUCAGAUCAGACCUGGUGCCAGUUCACCCCCGCCAUCCACCUGGCCCAAUACCUCAUCUCUGAUAUCCUGAUAGGAGUGGGCUACCCCGCCUGCAACGUCAUGUCCUACACACUGUACUCCAAGAUCCUCGGACCCAAACCACAGGGUGUGUAUAUGGGCUGGCUGACGGCCUCAGGCAGCGGCGCUCGGACCCUGGGCCCAGUGUUUGUCUCUCAUGUCUACACCAUCUUGGGUCCUCGCUGGGCCUUCAGUCUGAUCUGCGGUAUCGUCCUGGCAAGCAUCCUGCUGCUCACAGCUAUGUACAGACGACUUAUAGCUUUCUCUGUGCGUUAUGGAAGGAUACAGGAGUGACGAUGUCAGAGGUGGAGGAUGGAUGGAUGGAAGCUUGUUUUGAAAUUCAUGAACUUUUUCUUUUUUGAAGCAAAACUCGCUUUUAUAGGAAGUAGAAAAAUGUCAUGUGGAGAAUUUAAUGCCUAAUAAUUUACAGAUGAACAAAAUACAGGUUAUAGGCAUUAUUAUGCGCUCACCUCCACCUGCACUGCUCUCUAGUCAAACAGUGCAUGGGCUUAAUUUGCGUAUCGGUACAUGAUUGGCUCUUAUAUGUUAUGAUGCAGUAACACUACAAAAAGGGGGAGGGUUUUUUUAAAAAUAUAUAGUUUGUUUUUAAACAGAAUACCAGCAUAGCUUCAAAAGAAAUGGGGGAAAACUGUCACAUAUAUUUAGGAAAUAUUUUAUCGUCUACAUGUGGAUGAGGUUAUAAUGAUCAGGUUUUGGGGAAUAAGCUAAAUGAACUCAUUUUAACUUUUAUUUUAAUGCCCUUCUGAUCUACUGUCAGGUAUUUUCAUUUAAUCCAGGCGUAUUUAUUACACCUUCCGUGGAUCCGUGGUUAUUUGUGGAUGAAAAUUCACAGCGAGAAUCGUUCUGUAAAACACUGGAGUGGGUUUGAG